AAACUUUCAGUGCAUAAUGUAAGGAAGCAAAUCAAGGACAGAUUUGCCGACCAAUCCCCCAUGGACGAGACAGACAUCAUCAAGAAGAAGACGCGCACAAUACUCUCUGAGGAGAGAGCGGGAGAGCGCUAGCAGAAGAGAGAGAAGAAUAUGGAAGAGGAAGCACGUAACUUCAUCAACGUGUGGCUCACAGUCCUCGCCUGCGUGUGCUACUGCUACUUCGUCUCCUCCAAACUCCCUCCGGGCAGGCUCAGGCUCUUCUCCCUCCUCCCCGUCUUCUCCCUCUUCGCCGCCCUCCCCCUCCGGCUCUCCACCGUCCUCCCCACCGGCGUCACCGCCUUCUUCGUCACCUGGCUCGCCUCCUUCAAGCUCUUCCUCUUCUCCUUCGACCGAGGCCCCCUCUCCUCCGUUCCCGGUUCUCAUCCCGACCCAUCGAAGUCCCUCUUCCUCUUCAUCCUCUUCGCGUGCUUCCCCGUCAAAAUCAAGCAAGCGCAAGACUACCCAUCUCCCCAAACCCCCAAAGUGCCCCUCAAUUUCCCCUCAAAAUUGCUACUUUGCGGAGUCUCCAUCCUCGUGCAUGACCACCGGGACAAGUUGCUGUUGCAGGCGCACCCGAAGCUGGUUCUGCUUCUCUAUUCGUGCAUGCUUUAUCUCUUCGUCGACAUGAUCAUGGGGCUAAGCAACGCCGCCGUGCGCGCCGUCCUCGGCGUCGAGCUCCAGAUGCCCUCCGACGAGCCCUACCUGUCCACGUCGCUCCAAGAUUUCUGGGGCAGGAGGUGGAACCUCACCGUGACCAACGCCCUGCGGCACACCGUGUACAGGCCCCUGAAGUCGUUCCUUGAACCACGCUUGGGCGCGGCGUGGCCAGCGGCGGCGGCGGCGGUCAUGGCGGCGUUCCUCGUGUCCGGGCUGAUGCACGAACUGCUGUACUACUACAUGGUACGCGCGAGGCCCACGUGGGAGGUGGCGGGCUUCUUCGUGCUGCAGGGGGCGUGCGUGGUGGCGGAGGUGGCGGCGAAGGGGGCGGCGGGGGAGAGGUGGAGGCUGAGCAGGGUGGUGGCAACGCCGCUGACGGCGGGGUUCGUGGCGGUGACCGCUAUGUGGCUGUUCUUCCCGCAGCUGAUCAGGAAUGGGGCGGACGUGAGGGCCAUUAGAGAGUGCAAGGCUUUGGUGCAGUGGUUGAAGCCGAAGUUCUGAGGCAUUCGCAGCAAAUCUAAUGUAUACAACGUAGCUCUAUUAAAUCGAUUAAUCACAUUUCAGAAAAUUUCAAAGCUUAAACAUUGGAUCCUUAAUUACUGGGCAAAAUUGACAUUAGUCUUUAAGAAAACACAAUCUUUCGUGUGUAUAUAUUUCACAAUGUAAUUGAUUAUAUUUGACUUUCGCUACA
Molecule: messenger RNA, 1387 nt
Organism: Syzygium oleosum
Lineage: Eukaryota; Viridiplantae; Streptophyta; Magnoliopsida; Myrtales; Myrtaceae
Product: probable long-chain-alcohol O-fatty-acyltransferase 5
Exons: 2
Coding region: 151-1197 (348 amino acids)
Biological process (GO): lipid metabolic process
Source: RefSeq, a predicted model, not a curated record